UAAGUGACGCAUGCGUGGAGGAUAUGCGCUUUGCAGCAAAGUCCUCCUUUACUCCACACACGCUUCUAAGCCUCGCUACUAACUACACUUUAUUCAUCCUCCGUGUCAGGAUAAACUCCACUCGUCUCACUCAACUUUGGACAUUAUUAGGCCCGCUUAGCUUGCUACUUGUUUUAGCGCGCUAGUUAGUUUAGCGUGCUAGUUAGCUUAGCGUGCUAGUUAGCUUAGCUUGUUAGCUGCUAACAAAGAGACGCGGAUUUGAUCAACACAUCGCUUAGUUAAGAUCAAGUGUGAGUGUAAAGUGUUGUGAUUGUGUGAAAAUGUGUGAAAGAACGAUAGCAGAGUACAAGGAGGAACUUUCUCGGACAAAAGAAGACAACAAAAGACUACGUCAACUACUGGACGCUGUUUUCAAGAAACCUCAAGUGGUGUUACACAGAACAGACGUCCAGCAGCCCCCCCCCACAUGAACGAGGAAGAGGAUGAUCCACAGCCCACCCACAUGAAAGGGGAAGAGGGGGAUCCACAGCCCACCCACAUGAAAGAGGAAGAGGAUGAUCCACAGCCCACCCACAUGAAAGAGGAAGAGGGGAAUCCACAGCCCCCCACAUGAAAGGGGAAGAGGGGGAUCCACAGCCCACCCACAUGAAAGAGGAAGAGGAUGAUCCACACAUGAAAGAGGAAGAUGAUCCACAGCCCACCCACAUUAAAGAGGAAGAGGAUGAUCCACAGCCCACCCACAUGAAAGAGGAAGAGGGGAAUCCACAGCCCCCCUACAUGAAAGGGGAAGAGGGGGAUCCACAGCCCACCCACAUGAAAGAGGAAGAGGAUGAUCCACACAUGAAAGAGGAAGAGGAUGAUCCACACAUGAAAGAGGAAGAUGAUGAUCCACAGCCCACCCACAUUAAAGAGGAAGAGGAUGAUCCACAGCCCCUUCACAUGAAAGAGGAAGAGAAGGAUCCACACAUGAAAGAGAAAGAGGAGGGAGAGUGUGUUGUAGGGCAGGAGGAGGAUGAUGUCAUGACUGUUGUCUCUGUGAAGACUGAAGAGCAUGAAGACAAAGCACCUGAGUCCUCACAGCUUCAUCACAGUCCAAACGUCUGUGAAGAACAACUUCUGCCUGAAAAACAGGAGAGUAGCUUCAGGAUGGUGAAGGAGGAUCCAUCAAAGAGGAAGACCAGACACCACGGACCCUCUGGCGUCUUCUUUUCCUCUUUAACACAGACCCUUCCCUGUAAAAAGGAAGAGGAAGAUUCACUGACGCCCCACAUUAAAAAGGAAGAGGAGGGACACCGCAUCAGUCAGCCUAAAUGGUUGGAGGAGUUCCCAGUGACUGGUGUCCCUGUGAAGAGUGAAGGUGAUGAGGUCAAAGGUGAGAGUGAGGAGAAGAGAAGCAGCAGCUCAACACAACACAUGACAACAGAAGCUGAUGGAGACCACUGUGGAGGAUCACAAGCAGACAAGAUGUUAGCUCCACUAUCAGAUAGUGAGGACACAACGUCACACUCUCCUGACACUGAUGAUGAACACUCUAAACAUGAUGCAACAUGUCACACUGACAACACUCACUUCACAUGUUCUCACUGUGACAACACUUUUAAAUAUCCUAGUUAUUUGAAAAGACACAUGAGAACACACACGGGAGAAAAACCUUUUUUAUGUUCAAUCUGCGGUAAAGAUUUUACUCAUAGGCACCAUUUGAAAAUACACACUGGAGAAAACCCUUUUUCCUGCUCAGAAUGUAGUAAAAGUUUUGUAAGGAAUCAAAAUUUAUAAGCACACAUGAGAACACACUCUGGAGGAAAACCUUUUUCAUGUUCAAUCUGCGGUAAAGAUUUUACUUAUAGGCCACAUUUGAAAAGACACAUGAGAACACACACUGGGGAAAAACCUUUUAUCUGUUCAAUCUGUAGUAAAGGUUUUGUUGAAAGUCACAAAUUGAAAGUACACAUGAGAACACACACUGGUGAAACACCUUUUUCCUGUUCAACCUGUGGUAAAAGUUUUACACAAAGUCAAUAUUUGAAAGUACACAUGAGAACACACACUGGUGAAAAAACGUUUUCCUGUUCAAUCUGUGGUAAAGGUUUUACACAAAGUCGACAUUUGAAAACACACAUGAGAACACACACUGGAGAAAAACCUUUUUCCUGUUCAACCUGUGGUAAAGGUUUUACACAAAGUCAGAGUUUGAAAGUACACGUGAGAACACACACUGGUGAAAAACCAUUUUCCAGUUCAACCUGUGGUAAAGGUUUUACACACAGUCAGAGUUUGAAAGUACACGUGAGAAUACACACUGAAGAAAAGCCUUUUAUUUGUUCAAUCUGUGAUAAAGGUUUUGUACAAAGUAACAAUUUGAAAGUACACAUGAGAGCACACACUGGUGAAAAACCUUUUUCCUGUUCAACCUGUGGUAAAGGUUUUAUACGAAGUCAAUAUUUGAAAGCACACAAGAAAACACACAGUGGUGAAAAAUCACAUUCCUGUUCAAUCUGCAACAGACGCUUUUGUGAACGAUCAAAACUUGUAGCACACAUGAGAAGACACCCAGGUGAGAAAGUGUUGAGUUGCAGUGUGUGUGGUGAAAGAUUGUCUUCUAAGUAGCAGUGUAAGAAACACAAGUGUGCUGGUGAGAACAGCAGCAGCAAAUGAAGAUGCAGGAUUUGAAAUAAACUGUCUAAACUUUAACUUUGACUUUCUAACAACAUCAGCACAUAUAACAUGUGUGACAUCAUUGUUGUGUGUGUAACUAUCGUGUUAACAUGCUUCUACAUUUAUAGAUUACAUAUUUUAUAUUAGUGUUUUUUUCAGUUAAGUACAUGCAUUAAUAUUCAACAUUGUGUACUUUUAUUAAACAUUGAACAGAACAAUUUGACUGAAAAGGUGAGAGUAAACAGUACAAGACAUCUUUUACAUACAAUAAACAUUUUGUGUGUAUAUAUAUUCACCGUACAAUAUUAGACUUAUUCAUAAUGGUGUUUUUUAUAGGUGUUAGAAAUAUUGAAGUGUGACAUAUUUGUAUUUCUAAUUACCGUAUUAAUGAUCCCAUAGAUUAGCACCUUUAUAUGACAUACAUAUGUACUGGUUCACAUCUGAAACAUCUUCUGGACCACUUCAGGAAGCAUAUUAUUAUUUACUGUAUGCAUCAUUUGAACACUUGUCUUUUAUACAAUUUUAAAAAGUGUGACUUUAUUUGUUGGGUCUCUAUUGUCACGAUCGGGGCGCAUGAUGAUGCGGGGUAUUGUUCUCCCAAGAUGCAAAGGACGAAUCCGGACAGGACUUGCAGGUAACAACUUGAUUUAAUUAUAACACAAC
This is a messenger RNA of Entelurus aequoreus (snake pipefish), 3318 nucleotides long. Its product is annotated as zinc finger protein 135-like. The record is from RefSeq and is a predicted model, not a curated record. Bases 610 to 1776 code for a protein of 388 amino acids. Lineage: Eukaryota; Metazoa; Chordata; Actinopteri; Syngnathiformes; Syngnathidae. The transcript is spliced from 3 exons.